Messenger RNA from Xiphophorus couchianus (Monterrey platyfish), 2426 nucleotides. Its product is annotated as E3 ubiquitin/ISG15 ligase TRIM25-like. The record is from RefSeq and is a predicted model, not a curated record. Gene Ontology annotation, molecular function: protein binding. NCBI's taxonomy places the organism in Eukaryota, Metazoa, Chordata, Actinopteri, Cyprinodontiformes, Poeciliidae. Bases 380 to 2215 code for a protein of 611 amino acids. The transcript is spliced from 9 exons.
UAAUAUUUUUAUCACCUUUAUUUAAUGUGUGUUACAGAUACAGCGUUAAUUACUAUUUGUUUACUCGUAACAUUUUUAUUUGAUCGUAUUUAUCACCAUUAUUAUUUUUUUUUUUUUUGUGCGUUUGCAGUAAAACUCAAACGUCUUAGCUCAGAGAAAGUAGCGUGUUUGUUGAUUUUUUUUUUUAUUUGUGUGGUUCUGAUCCCGUACCUGUCAGACCGCGCUGAGGGCAGCACAACCGGCGCGCUGUCAACAUUGCGGAAGGAGUUCUCUCCUUCACAACAACACUUCUGGAGUCAGGAAAAGUUUCUUUCAGGAGGAACACCGUCGACUGGCAGCUCAGAAGUCACCCGCCUACGGAGGAGCGCUCUCCCCAGAAAUGGCUCAGACUAACAUCUCAGUGACAGAGGGCCAGUUCAGGUGUCCCAUCUGCCUGGACAUCCUCAGAGACCCGGUGUCCAUCCCUUGCGGACACACCUACUGCAUGGUGUGCAUCCGCAACUACUGGGACCAGGCAGACUCGGGCCAGUUCAGUUGCCCACAGUGCCGGGACAUCUUCAGCCCUCGACCGGUGCUCCGGAGAAACACGGUGCUUGCCGAGGUCGUCGACAAGCUGAUAUUGAGCGAGACGGUCCACGAGCCGGAGCUGUACCUGGGCGAAGCCGGCGAGGUGCCGUGUGACUUCUGUCCGACAGAGAGCAAGCUGAGGGCGGGCAAGUCGUGCCUGGUCUGCCUGGCGUCCUUCUGUGACCUCCACGUCCUGCCGCACCGCGAGGUCGGACCUCUGCGGCGGCACAAGCUGGUGGACGCGGUGGAGCGGCUGGCGGAGAAGCUGUGCGCCCAGCACCGCCUCGGUCUGGAGCCCGUGGGGAGCGGCUCCGAGGCGGAGGCCGAGUGGAGCGGCGACUGCCUCCUGUGCCAGGCUGACCGGGAGGAGGAGGAGCGCAGGGCGGACACGCUGAAAGCCAGGAGACAGCUCCAGCUCCAGGAAUCCCAGAGGACGGUUCAGGGAAGGAUACGGACCGGAGAGAGGGACCUGGAAGAGCUCCAGCAGAGCUUGGAGUCCCAGAAGGUUUUGUCCUCCGCCGUUCUAGAGGAGAGUGAUGCUCUGUUCGCUGAGAUCGCUCACCGCCUGGAGAAAACUAAAGCUGAGGUGGGAGCGUUGCUGGAGGCGAAGGGCCGAGCGGCGGUCGGCAGACUGGAGCGAGACAUCGCGCUUCUGGAGACGGAUUUGGAGGAGCUGAGGAGGAGAGACGAGGAGAUCGCCCAGCUGCUGCGAACCGAAGACAACGUCCGGCUGACACAGGCGGCCGCGCUGCUCUGCAUCCCCGUUGCCGCCGAUCGGCCCCCCGGGACCUUCAGCCUGGCCCCGGAGGCCUUCAGCGACGCCAGGAGAGCGCUGAGCCACCUCCGCAGCUGCAUCGAGGACGUCUGCAGGGAGGAGGUCGACAGGAUUGGCCGUGUGGGUAAUGAGAACUGCGUCCCCGCUAGAGAGCUUGUAAACGGUGGCCAGAGUUACCGACUGGGGAACUCCAAACCUCAGCGAUCUCAAUCCGUGGGGCAACAAAACAGCAGGGCCGUUCCAGUUUCGUUUCCUCUGUCCAUAUUGUGCCUGCAACCACCUGAUCAGAGGAUGAGGGCGGCUUUACUCAGAUUUUCAUGUCGUCUCUCUUUGGACGCCAUCACGGCCCACCCCACUCUGGUUCUCCUGGAGGAGCCCCAGGGCGCCCAUUGUGGCGAGAACACCCAGCCCUAUCCGCCUCACCCACAUCGCUUUGAUUCAGUGACUCAGGUCCUGUGCAGAGAGGGCCAGUUUGGCGCCACCAGCUACUGGGAGGUGGAGUGGCGGGGAAGAGGAUGGGUCGACAUUGGCGUCACGUCGCUAUCAAUCGGACGCAAAGGCGGCGGAAGGCCCUGCCUGCUCGGCCGUAACGAGAACUCCUGGCGGCUGCGGUGCACGCAUACAAGCUACUCGGCGUGGCACGACAACCGCAAGACCACGGUGGCCGCCCCGUCCUGCUCGCGGAUCGGGGUUCUGCUGGAGCGACAGAAAGGGACCUUGUCUUUCUACAGCAUUUCGGACACGGUGGUGCUCCUCCACACCUUUCAGUGCCAGUUCCCCCAACCGCUGUACCCGGCUUUCCGCUUGGACCUGGACUCCACCCUGCUCAUCUGCCCACACCCGGGAGCUAAUGCUAAUGCUAGCAUGAUCUAAAGGUCAUUAUGUAGCAGUGACGAUCUGCCACUCAAAAACCGGAAGGAAAUGUGGCCAAACUAAAUUAUUUUUAAAUGCCUGUUUCUGAUUUUAACAUUUAAAAUCAGAAGCCUGCUCGGAAGAAUCUUCUUAAAUAUAUUUAAAAUAUAUUUUAAAAAUAUAUUUAAAAAUAUAUAUUUUAUACACAUAUUUAACAUAUUAUUUUAUAUUU